AUGGAUGCCAGGUGGGAUAUGGAUGCCACGUGUGAUGUUUACAGCCUGCCACGUGUCAUCUGGAAGAAGAACACGCCGUUCCUCUACGACCUCGUCAUCACGCACGCGCUCGAAUGGCCGUCGCUCACCGUGCAAUGGAUGCCAGAACGGCAGGAACCAGCAGGGAAGGAUUACUCGGUGCAACGGAUGGUGCUGGGAACGCACACGUCGGACAACGAGCAGAACUACCUCAUGCUCGUGGACGUGCAGCUGCCCCUGGACGACACCGAGACGGACGCGCGCCAGUAUGAUGAGCAGCGCAGUGACGUUGGGGGAUUUGGUGCUGGGUGCGCCAAGGUGCAAGUGGUGCAGCAGAUCAACCACGAGGGCGAGGUGAACCGAGCGCGCUACAUGCCGCAGAACCCCUUCCUCAUCGCCACCAAGACCGUCUCUGCCGAGGUAUUCGUGUUCGAUUACAGCCGGCACCCAUCAAAACCCCCGCAGGAGGGCACAUGCAACCCCGACCUGCGCCUGAGGGGCCACAAGACGGAGGGGUACGGGCUGUCCUGGAGCCCCUUUCGAGCCGGGCACCUGCUGAGCGGGUCAGACGACAUGCAGAUCUGCGUGUGGGACAUCGGCGCGGCCACUAAGGCGAACAAAGUGGUGGAGGCGAAACACGUGUUUCGGGCACACACGGGGGUUGUUGAAGACGUGGCAUGGCACUGCCGGCACGAGUACCUGUUUGGGUCCGUGGGGGACGACCAGCAGCUGCUGCUCUGGGACCUGCGCUCCUCCGCUGUUGACAAACCCGCGCACGCGGUUACCGCACAUCCUGCCGAGGUGAACUGUCUGUCGUUCAAUCCGUUCAACGAGUGGGUGCUGGUGACAGGCUCGGCUGAUAAGACAGUGGCUCUGCAUGACAUUCGGAACCUCUCUAGGCGCCUGCACACAUUUGUUCAACACACGUGA
Molecule: messenger RNA, 948 nt
Organism: Closterium sp. NIES-65
Lineage: Eukaryota; Viridiplantae; Streptophyta; Zygnematophyceae; Desmidiales; Closteriaceae
Source: the annotation of a GenBank genome assembly